UCGAAUCCUGCUCGUUACUGCCUUCUCGUUUGGAAGUAAGCUUAUCUCUGAAAAUAACAACAAAACGCGAAAUGAAACAGGGAGUGAUUAUCUAAACAAUUUCACUAGUCCAGCGCCAGAUUACCAGAGGCCUAUCUACUGUAGAACCAAUGGCUUCUGUAGCAGAGCGUUUCACGUGCCCAAUAUGCUGCGAUAUAUUUCAAAAACCAGUACAGCUGCCCUGCAAACAUGUGUAUUGUCGACAGUGUCUUGAAAAUGCUGCUAAAAGAGGACGAGACCUACAUGUAUGUGCAGUUUGUAAGGAUAAUUUUAACUUACGUGAUGUGCAGCCGACUCCAGAUAUUGAAAGAAGAUUAGACAUUGAAAAGGAUGCUUGUCGUGGAUGUAAAAAACUGAUGACGUUGUCAGAAUUAAGGAUGCAUACAUCGAUAUGUGCAGAAUUAUUAAAAACUGUGAAAGAAACUAGAUUUAAACCAGUAGCUAAGUCUUCUCAACACAUCCCCAGUAAUGUGCCAAAUCGCUCCACCUUCAACUGUCCCUUCUGUGCGGAGAAGAAUUUAGAUUGUGAAGGUCUGCGAGAACACUGUAUGGGAGCACACAGACAUUGUGACCAGAGAGUGGUAUGCCCAGUGUGUGCUGCCAUGCCUUGGGGUGAUCCCAACAUGAAAAGUGCCAACUUUCUACAACACCUUAAUACCAGACAUAAGUUUGAAUAUGAAACAUAUGUGGAUUAUGGUGAAGAUGAAGAUGCCAUGCUCCAAAAAGCAGUGCAAGCCUCUCUAAAUGAUAAUUAAAAAUAGCACUACACUUUGAUGGAAUAACAUAUUGACUGGAACUUACUGAAGGGCCUCAUAAUGCACAACUGCUCAGCUGGCUGCAUAAUAGUAUAAGCACAAUGUCAGGCUCUUACUUUUGGUGCAAUUCUAAUAUUAAGCUGGAGAAAAAUACCAGGAAAAAACAACUAGUCACUGUAAAACAUAAUUUGUUUGAAGGAAAUGUUUGAUAAUAUUGUCUUUGGUAACAGUUGUCUUAUUUUAAAGAGUCAGUCUUUGGAUAUCACAGCAUUUUAAUGGAACUUCAGAGUAUUGUGCGUAGGUAAUGUCCUUCUUUCUCAUUAAAAUAUUCUGUAUAUGUAUCAU
Lingula anatina is the source of this 1139-nucleotide messenger RNA. Its product is annotated as E3 ubiquitin-protein ligase RNF166. Gene Ontology annotation, biological process: ubiquitin-dependent protein catabolic process; protein polyubiquitination. The record is from RefSeq and is a predicted model, not a curated record. NCBI's taxonomy places the organism in Eukaryota, Metazoa, Brachiopoda, Lingulata, Lingulida, Lingulidae. Gene Ontology annotation, molecular function: ubiquitin protein ligase activity.